Molecule: messenger RNA, 513 nt
Organism: Vicia faba (fava bean)
Lineage: Eukaryota; Viridiplantae; Streptophyta; Magnoliopsida; Fabales; Fabaceae
Source: the annotation of a GenBank genome assembly
AUGCGUGCCCACGUUUUGACACUCUCCGCCAACACCACUCUACUACGCCAAGCUCUUCCCGUUUUGGUUCGAUCUCACAACAAACCCACCCUUCUCUUCCGAACCACCGCUCCUAAUCGCAUAUCUUUCCUCAGAUCCACUUCACAAACUACUCCUUUUCGCCAUAUUUCUUCUACUCCUAAACGCAACGAUACACUACUAUUCACCACUACUCUUCGCAAGUUUACUUCACGCGCCACCGUCAACGACGCUGGUUCUUUUGAUUUGCCUCUCAUUCAGUCUAUGCAGAAUAAGAUUAAGGAACAACUCAAUGCCGAAUCAGUUUUGGUGAAGGAUGCUUAUGGCGAUGGACGACAUGUUAGCAUUGAUGUUAUCUCUACAGCCUUCGAGGGACAAUCAGCCGUGAAUAGGCAAAGGAUGGUUUAUAAAGCCAUAUGGGAGGAGCUUCAGAGUGUAGUUCACGCUGUUGAUCAGAUGACAACCCAAACUCCUGCUGAAGCAGCGGGAAAAUGA